Paramecium octaurelia is the source of this 1042-nucleotide messenger RNA. The record is from the annotation of a GenBank genome assembly. NCBI's taxonomy places the organism in Eukaryota, Ciliophora, Oligohymenophorea, Peniculida, Parameciidae.
AUGAAUUCAUCAUGUUAAUAAAAUUGGCCAGAAAUUAGAUGUUAAUAUGCUAGGCAUAAUGAAAUGCCAUGUAAAUAUAUUUGCAUCGAUAAUAACUGCAAAAAAAAAAAAAUCGUUUGUUUUCGUUGCUUUUAAGAUAAAGAAUAUCAUUAAAAUCAUCAAGGAUUGACUAUUGAGGAGUUUAAAUAAAAAGUUCAAUUAAGAUUAGAGAACCUUUUUAAAUUAAAGCAAAUUUUAUAAGAUUCAAUAAAAAAUUUCCAGAGCUUUAUAUAUAAAUAUGAAGAAUCUGUUGAAGCUCUUAUUAAUAAGGGUAAACAGUAUUCUUCUCCAGGAGAACUGUUAAAAAUUGAAACCAUAGACAAUUAUUUCGUUUUAGAGAACGAUCAUUUUGCUCCAUAUAUGCAAUAACAAUUAGAAAAAAUACGACAAAGAACAGAUAAAAUUACUAAAUUUACUUAAGAUUUUAAAUUUAUAUUCAAUGAAGAAGAUAUUAAUAAGGUUAAGCUGAAAGUAAUUAAAAUGUUGAAUGAGAAAAAACAACUAGAAAAACCUACUGAUUAUACAGAUGCCAUUACAGAAUUAAAUAAAGCCUUAAAAUAAUAUCCAACUAAUUGCAGUUUACUUUCUCUCAAAGUAUCACUUUUUUAAUUUUUAGUGUACAUGUCUAGCAAAUUAAAAUUAGAUUGAGGAGGCGAAGAAAUUAAAUGAAUAUGCUUUUUAAAUUAAUUAGAAUGAUGAAACAGUUCUAUUGUUUAGAGCUAAAUUGAAGACUGAAAAUAAAGAGUAUGAGGAAUGCAUUUAAUUAUAUGAUCUGAUAACAGAACCUAAUAAGUAUUUAGCAUACUACAAAUGUACUUCCUUCUUAUUUAUUUAGUGGAUUCAUUAAUUGAAUUGAAAAGGGAGGCAGAAGUCAAAAAAUUUUUAGAAUAAUGCGAUAAAUAAUUAGGAUAGAGUUUUAAAUGGAGUUAUGAAGAGCAUAAAAAAGGGUCAGGUAAAAUCAGGAAUGAAAUAUAACAUCCAUAACCAUAAUAGUGAAUUCCCU